GAUCCCAAAGGAGCAAGAGGGACCAGGAAGCGCUGCUGAUCUGCACAGAGCCCUUUGCCUGCUGCUGCCCCACAGGGAACAGGGAGCUGCUGAGGAGCCACAUGGUCCAUCCCUGGAUUCUCCAAGCACUGACUGCCCACCCACUCUGACCACAGCCAGGGGCCACAUCCCACUUCCUGCCCAGCGUCCAUCCAUGGAGGUGAGUACCGUGUCCCCAUCUCCUGCCUCACCCACUGAAGGAGAUGAUCUGUGUGAGACAGAUGUCACCAGCGUGGCCAUACACAGUGUGAUCCUGCUCAUCUGCCUCUGUGGGCUGGCUGGGAAUGGGGCUGUGCUCUGGCUCCUCAGCCUGAAAACUGGUAAUCGUCACUUCUUUUACAUGGCUUUCAUGGACUUCCUCUUCCUCCUCUUUGCGAUCCCCUCUGCCCUCCUCAUCCUGGUGGAGGACAUGUCCUGCUCUACUAUCCUGCCCUUGAUGUACAUGAACUUCGUUUUCCAGCUGUCAGUGGUCUCCUACUACAGGGCACUGAUGUCUAAAUUGACUGUGCUCUAUAUGGACAAGCUCUGCUGGCUCUGCUGCCGCUGCCACCUUCCCGAGCGCCUGAUGUGGGUGGUGGACAGUUUCCGAUACUGGGCCUUCUUUGGUCUCUUCACUGUCAUUCCUGCAGUGACAUUUCUGUGCCCAUCACACCAGGAGGAGCACUGCCGGGCAGCUCUCAUCUCCAUGUACACCAUCACCCUGCUCCUCUUUGCUGCACCCGUGGUCAUUUCUGGCAUAAUUGACUUCAUUAAGGCACAAUGGGGCUACCAGCAGCAGCAACCCAAGAAGCGCGACAUUGUUACCUACCUCGUUGUGCUCUUCUCUCUCCUUCUUACCAUAUGCAAUAUCCUGCAGCAGUUCGGUUACGUCACUGUCCCCUCACAGGUUCUUUUCCUGCUUGCCUCCAUCAACAACAGCAUCAAACCCUUCAUCUACUUUUUGGUGGGGAGGUGCUGGAGGCCCUGCUCCAUAAAGUCCCUCCAGCUCUCCCUCCAGAGGGUCUUUGAGGAGCCAAAAGAAAAAACAACCCACAGUGAUGGUCCUGCCAUGAACACAGUGCUCUGAGACAUUUGAUCCCUACCACUGCUCUGCUGAAGGACCUCGGCACAGAGGCUGAGGGUUUCCCUGAGUCUCCUGAUUAAUAAAUAUCCAUAGGAUCACCUAAACCAUGGGGCUGUAUUCCUGCAGGAGAAGGGAGCAGGAGCAUUGCCUUGGGUGAUUUUUGUGGGAUGCUCUGCAGGGAGCACACUGGAGCAUGGCUUUCCUCCUCCCUCCUCGAUCCACAUGGCUCCAAGCAGUGCAGCUGGGCUCAGUGCUCUUCCCCAGCUCUAU
This is a messenger RNA of Zonotrichia albicollis (white-throated sparrow), 1372 nucleotides long. Lineage: Eukaryota; Metazoa; Chordata; Aves; Passeriformes; Passerellidae. The record is from RefSeq and is a predicted model, not a curated record.